AGAGCCAGCCUGGGCCGGGAAGGCGGCCGGAGCUGGAGCCAGAGGUCGGAGCUGGUGGUCCAUGAGGAGGUUCCUGAUGGAGAGAAGCCCCACAAGUGCGAGGAGUGUGGGAAGAGCUUCAGGCACAGCUCCAACCUGAUCAGGCACCAGAGGACCCACACUGGGGAGUGGCCCUACGAGUGUGAUCAGUGCAGGAAGAGGUUUCAGACCAGCUCUGAUCUCCUCAUGCACCAGCGCACGCACACAGAGGAGAGGCCCUUCCGCUGCCCCGACUGCGGGCAGGGCUUCAGGCGGAACUCCCAUCUUGUCACGCACCGGCGCAUCCACACUGGGGAGAGGCCCCACGAGUGUGAGGAAUGUGGGAAGAGCUUCACACAUCGCGCCAACCUCAUCUACCAUCAAAAGAUCCACUCUGGGGAGAGGCCCUACGAGUGUUCCAAGUGUGGGAAGGGGUUUCGGACCCACUCCCAUCUCCUCCUGCACUAUUGGAGUCACACAGAGGAGAGGCCCCUCUGCUGCCCCGACUGUGGGAAGGGAUUCAGGCAGAACUGCCACCUUGUCAGGCACCGGCGCAUCCACAGCGGGGAGAGGCCCUACGAAUGUCCCCAGUGUGGGAAGAGCUUCUCCAGCAGCUCUAACUUGACCCAACACCAACGGAGGCACCGGUGAGGGAAGCCCUGCGAGUGCCCCGAGUGCGGGAAGAGCUUUGUGCGCUGCUCCAGCUCCAUCCCCCACUGCAGGAGCCACGCUGGGCACAGCCCUGGUGACCCACAUUCCCUGUGAUCCAUGCUGGGAACACACCUGGCUGCUUGUCCUUUUGGUUUGGCCUUGAUUUUCUUCUGAUUCAUCUUUAUCCCUUAAAAACAGCCCAAACUGUGUUAAAUGAAUGACAUUGAUCAACGAUCUCUAAAGUCUCACCAUUUCAUAGGUGUUCGAGGGGGCACCUGCCUUUGCCCUGU
Passer domesticus (house sparrow) is the source of this 959-nucleotide messenger RNA. Its product is annotated as zinc finger protein 239-like. Gene Ontology annotation, molecular function: DNA-binding transcription factor activity, RNA polymerase II-specific; RNA polymerase II cis-regulatory region sequence-specific DNA binding. The transcript has a single exon. Gene Ontology annotation, biological process: regulation of transcription by RNA polymerase II. Lineage: Eukaryota; Metazoa; Chordata; Aves; Passeriformes; Passeridae. The record is from RefSeq and is a predicted model, not a curated record. The annotation marks the transcript as partial.